Molecule: messenger RNA, 1098 nt
Organism: Helicoverpa zea (corn earworm)
Lineage: Eukaryota; Metazoa; Arthropoda; Insecta; Lepidoptera; Noctuidae
Exons: 10
Coding region: 1-1098 (365 amino acids)
Source: RefSeq, a predicted model, not a curated record
AUGACGGAUCAAGAAAAUAAAAAUGCGCAAGGCGCCGGCGGCGGGUCUCCCGUGGUGAUGGUCGAACAAUCGACUGCGAGUAGGCACAAGCCCUACCGCCCCACUGACUUGCAGGAAGAGGGCCAAACAGAACUGCAUCACAAACGCUCGCGUGCACCCGCCGUACCAUCAGUUGCUGAAGAGUUGAAAGAUUCAGCUGACAAUACUGACAUCAAAGAGCUAAAGGACGACAGCGUGAUGACUUCCGAGAAACAAAAGCACAUAGUCGCCAAGAAAUUAUCGUUGACCACGAAGAGGCGAGGUUCGUCACCCGAAGCAAUAUCAAUGACGCCUUUGGAUGUGGAAGUGCAGAGAGCUGAAAUAGUCACAGUGCCGUCACAGCCAAUACCGCCAUCACCAACACAAGAGACCACGGACGCGUCCCUUGUCGCAGAAUCAGAGAAAAAUACGGCGGCAGUCAAGGACGACGAGGACAGCAUAACAGAAGAAAUUGCCGAGUUGCGGACAGCCGAUCCGACCCAAAAAGCUUCCGAAUGGGAUAACGAAACAGAAAAUAGGAAGGAAGCUUCCAUAUUUGGAGAUAAUGCUGACACUGUGCCACUGCAGAGAAAGGCGGGAUCUGGUGCCUUACAUGAGACUAUAACUAGUUCACGGGAGUUGAAGAAAAAAGAAAUUUCGUGGAACGCUGACACAUAUAUAGACAAAGUGCAUCUACAGAAUUUGAAUGCUCGGAGCACAUCUUGGAUGUUAGAAAGGAAAGCCUCCGUGGGGCCUUGCUACAGAAAAACUUUACCGUUCGGAGAACCCUCUGGUAUAAUGAUAUGUUUACCCAAGAAAUCUGUAAAAACUGACAGUGAAAUUAUAAAUCCGCUAAAGUCGGGGAUUUCCUUAACUAUCUCAAGGAAAUGCUUAGAAGGCAGUACAAAAUCGUCAACCGACAAUCACGCGAAAAUCGCGCCACUCGGCCUGCACUUGCCGAGGCAAGAGAAAAAAGUCGAAUUAAAAAUUGAGGAAGAAAAUUACGCAAACUUCUUAGAAAAUGUGAAGGGGAAGAUAAAUAAUUUUCGCGGGAAAAUAAAACAUGUUUUGCACAUGUAG